Messenger RNA from Mercenaria mercenaria, 1353 nucleotides. RefSeq lists its product as uncharacterized. The record is from RefSeq and is a predicted model, not a curated record. The transcript is spliced from 3 exons. Bases 1 to 1353 code for a protein of 450 amino acids. Lineage: Eukaryota; Metazoa; Mollusca; Bivalvia; Venerida; Veneridae. Gene Ontology annotation, molecular function: nucleic acid binding.
AUGAGCAAUUUUUCUCAUGUUUUGCGUAACAUACGGCAGUUUUUUGAAAAGGAAAAGACCACAGGCAAGCCAUGGCAUAUCAACAAUGUAACAAAACGUUUAUCUGUUGCAACAGGACUCAGUAAGACGACAAUAUGCAAGUUGGAAAGUCACAACAAGAAGGGUGCGUCUGAAUUAACCACAUUCAGACCAACGGCUAGAUGCAAACUGGACUCGUUCGACUUGUCACUACUCCGGAGAUGUAUACAUUCUUACUAUAAAGAGGGUCAACAUUUAACACUGGAUACUUUGCAAAAACGAUUGAAGGACCAGCACGACAUUUCUGUGUCCAGAUCAUCUGUAUACAGAAGUGUACUAAAAAUGGGAUUCAGGUUCUACAAAAAUGGAUUUGGAUCCAGAUUAGUGAAGGAAAGGCAGGACAUAGUUUGUAGGAGGCAUGAAUACUUGAGGAAAAUAAAGAAAGCAAGACUUGAUGGAGACAUCAUUGUUUAUGUAGACGAGACUUGGGUGAAUGCGAACCAUUGUAUGAAAGGAGAGUGGAGUGAUAGCAGUGUAAGUGAUACAAGUAAGUUAGUGGGGGGAGGUAGAGGCGCAUGUAAGUUCACUCCAUCCGGAAAAGGAAAACGUUUGAUUGUACUGGAUGCUGGUUGCAGGAACGUGGGUCUGAUUCCCGGAGUUGGAGAAGUGUUUGUGGCACAGAAUGAUGGCGGUGACUACCACUCUGAAAUGAACCACAAACAUUUCUUCAGCUGGUGGAAAAUCACUCUGCUUCCUGUAUUACCAGGAACCAGUACAAUCGUUAUAGACAAGGCGUCUUAUCGUUCUAUGCUAACUGAAGAUUCCAGGUCUCCCACGACGGCUUCACGUAUUGGCGACAUCAGGGACUGGUUACGAAAAAGACGACUUCCUUUCAAUGACGACAUGAUUAAGGCUAAACUUUUGGAGAUUGUCAGACGGAACAAGCCUCGUCCAAAGUACAUCGUUGAUGAGCUUGCAAUGGAAGCUGGUCACAAGGUCCUUCGUUUGCCCCCACGCCAUUGUGAGUUAAAUCCGAUUGAGCUGAUAUGGGCCAAAAUGAAGGGUCAUGUGGCCAGGCAGAACUCCUCUUUCAAACUUAAAGAUACCAUGGCCCUCUUUCAGAAAUCCCGCGCCCUUAUAACGCCCGCUUACUGGAACAGAUGUGAGGACCAUGUUAUUUUAAAGAUUGAAAAGGAGUUGUGGCGCACUGGCGGUGUGCAAGAGGACGAGGUUGCGCCUGUUGUUAUUCCCCUUGGUGAAGCGGACGACAGUGAUAGUGACAGUGAUGGAGAACUCAGUGAAGACGAAGAAGGACUGGACGACACUGACUGUUAA